CGAUAACAGCAAACGGUCACAUUAAUCGUUUCAAGCGCGUCGUCAAAAAAAAGUGUCAAUGUAGAAGACAAAAAAAUUAUAGUGCAAAAACGAGAAAAUUAUGCAGACUUUGCUUAAAUCAUUUUGCCAAUUACACGAUUGAAACAGUUUAUAGACGAAAUGUUUGGUUGAUUUUGAAAAUUUUCACUUGCCCUCAGUUUUUCCCAUAUACUUUUCUUGUGUAUGUGCAUUUGUGUGCGUGUGUGUGUGUGUGUUUGCAAGUUUGUGUAUGUGAAAAAAGCCGCACACUGCAAAAAAAGACAAACUUCAAGAGAGAAAAUUAAAUCUUUCAUUUUCUUUUUUGCAUAUAGAACGGAACGGGAAACGUAAACGCAUAGUUAAAAGUCAGCCGCCUGUCUUCCCCCCGUUCGCUUAGUUAAGUUUCCAUAACUUUUUUUUUUCGCCCAACCGGUAAAUAAUAACCGCUAAAAUUGUGGAAAAACAGGAGAAAACUCCCAAGCGGAAGAAGAAGACUGCAGCCAGUAAAAUGUCUGCAGUUUAUUCACCGCAACCACCGCAGCAGCAGCAACCGCCACCCCCGAAUCAGCAGCAGCUAUCGGGAGGAGGACCUCCAACCAAUUCUGUAGUCCAACAACAGCCGGUUGGAGGUUUGCCACCUGGCGUCUUACCCAUGAGCAUGCAACAGCAACAACAACAACAGCAGCAGCAACAACAACAAAGAGGUGUUCCUGGCGGCCUUGGUGGACCACCGAUGGGCAUUGGUGGUCCCCCUGGAGGUGUUAUCUCUGGCAUGGGCACAGGACCUGGCGGCCUGCCCUCCAUGAUGGGUCAACCACCGCCAAAUGCCCAACGUGUCGGUGGUGGGGGCGGUGGCGGCGGAGGUGGUGGUGGUCCCGGCGGCGGCGGCGGUGUUGGCAAUUUACCACCACAAGUCAAUUCGGCACAGAUACAAAAGAUGCUUGACGAAAACUGCGGCCUCAUCCAGACCAUACAGGACUUUCAGAAUAUGGGUAAAGCGCAGGAGUGCCUAAGCUAUCAUGUUGCACUCCAUCGGAAUCUUGUCUAUUUGGCCCAAUUGGCCGAUCCCGCCAUGAAUAUCUCUCAGAUAUUGCCGCCGCCACACAUUCUCCAAACGCAGGCCAUGCAGCAAGGUGGCCAACAGACACCGCCAACUGGACCGCAUGGCAUGAUGGGUGGCCCUCCGCCGCCACAACAACAACAGCAGCAGCAGCAACAACAGCAGCAGCCGCAGCAACAGCAGCAACCUGGUCCUGGUCCACCGCAACAGCAGCAGCAGCAAGGACAACAACAGCAACAAGGUGGACCGCCGCCACCACAAAUGCAUGGAGGCGAUAGUGGGCCACCAGUACAAAUGCCACCCUAUGGCCAGCAGCAACAACAACAACAGCCGCCACAGCAUCCUGGAAUGCCGCCCAAUGCCCAACAGCAAUCUCAACAACAGCAGCAGCAACAACAACAGCAAGCGGCCGCAGCAGCAGCGGCGGCAGCAGCAGCUGCAGCAGCAGCAGCUGGACAACAGCCACCACAAGUUAACCAAACAGUUGUCCCAGGUCAGCAGGCCCAGCAGCAACAGCAACAACAACAACAGCAUCCAUCAGCAGCAUAUCGAUCCAAUGCACAGGGAGGACAACCUGGUCAGGGAGGACCACAGGGACCUCAGGGAUCUGUGAAUCCAAGUGCAGCGCCUAAUCAACAGCGACCGAACAAUGGACCUCUUCCGCCAGGACAAAAUCAACAGCAGCAGCCCCCGCAGCAGCAGCAACAACAACCCCAGCAACAACAGCCACCCAAUCAACAACAGCAACAACAACAACAACCCCAGCAACAGGGUGGACCCCAACAACAACAGCAGCAACAGGGCGUGCCUGGGGGCGUACCACCACCGCAGGCUCAAUAUCGUGUUAGUUAUCAGCAGGCCCAACAACAUGGCCAUUACCCCGGCUAUCCACCUCAAGCGCAACCGCAGUAUCAGCCACAGGGUGCCUAUCCGUAUGGUCCACCCACCCAGGGCUAUGGGCCACCACCACCGCCCAAUUCUGGUCAGCCCAGUGGCUAUCAUCAUGGCGGACCAGGUGGUCCUGGCUAUCAGCCAAACACAGCGGCCGGCCAACAAGGUCCGCCGCCACCGGGAUCGUAUCCACCGCCACCGGGCAGCCAACAAGGUCCUCCAGGAGUGCCAGGACAGCAGCCGCCGCCACCGCCGCCUGGCCAAAUGUAUGGACCACCGCCGCCAACAGCUGGAGGCCAGCCAGGAGUGGGAGUGGGAGUGGGUGUUGGUGUCGGAGUGACCGGACCACCAGGGCCACCACAGAGUGUAAAUCAAUACGGUCCACCGCCACAGAAUCCAGCUGGCGGUCCACCACCACCACCAAUGGGCUAUGCCGGAUAUCCGCCCAAUCCCAAUCAAUAUGGCCAAACGGCAGGAAAUGCAGGCGGUGGUGCCGGAGGUCCGCCGGGUAACUAUGGACCACCACCGGGACCACCCACAAGCAAUGCUCAAUCGCCGUACCAGGCAUAUCAGCAGCAGCAACAGCAACAACAACAGCAGCAACAACAACAACAACAAGCCGCCGGAGCUGGCGGAGCACCACCACCCAAUUCUGUUGGCUAUCCUGGCGUACCGCCCACGAGUGUGGCAGGAGGACCACCACCGCCGGGUAGCUAUAACACCACAGCGGCGCCCAGUCAGACGCCCCCACCACAGCAGCAGCAGCAGCAACCCGGUGGAGCUGGCAAUCCGAAUGGACCGAAUGCUCAGCAAUCCACACCGCCACCGCCCACUCAAGGCGGUGUCGCAAAUCCAUCUGGCAGUGCUGCGGUAGGCGGCGGUGCUGCUGGUGGCACCGGUGGACCACCGACCAAUCAGCAACAGCAGCAGACGCAAUAUGCACCGCCACCACCGCAGCAGCAGCAGCCUGGACCCGGUGGACAAGUUGUUGUUUCCGGAGUGUCGCCAUUGCCCACGCAGGUUCAAUCAACAUAUUCAACGGCUGCGGGUGUUGCUGGCUACGGUCCGCCACCGACCCAGCAACAACAACAACAACAGCAACAACAACCCGGUGGAGGUCCUCCUCCCGGACAGCAGCAACAACAACCUCCGCCACCCGGCGGACCAGCCAAUCCCCAAGCCAAUGCUCAACAACAACAACAGCAGCAACCGCCUCCGAAUGGGGCCACGCCUCCGAUGCCACCCAAUCAAUAUCAGCCACAAGCACCACCCGGCAGCGGUGGUCCUGGUCAACCAUAUGGUGGUCCUCCACCACCGCCACAGGGCUAUGGCCCGCCACCAGGCAGCGCCUAUCCAGGCCAUGCGUAUCAUCAGCCACCACAGGCUGGCUAUCCCCAAUACCCGCCCACGCAAGGCUAUCAGGCUUAUCGCCCGGCCGGAGCACAAAUGCCGCCACCGGGAGCACCCCAAGGACCGCCGCCAACUGGUGCCUACGGUUACUACGGCAAUCAACCGCCGCAAUAGAAACGAGCUGCCAAUUGAAGCAAGGAUUUAACAAAGAGAGCAAACCAGAGUUAGAGCCCCGAAUAUUGGGCAUUUCACUGGGCAUACAACGAGAAAGAGACAACCAGAGAAAGAGAGAGAGCGAGAGAUGAAGAUUACUAUGUAAAAUGAGAUAGAGACGAGAUGACCAAGUCAUCAUCAUGAUCAUCAUCAUUAUUAACUUUGAACAAACAAAAACUUUUUCCAAAAUAUUUCCCAACAUCUCUUUGCCACUUCUCUCUCUCUCUCUCUCUCACUUUCUUUUAUGCAUAGUCUCGUCGUCCCGUCGUAUAUGUUUAUCCGAUCGAUUUCUAUAUAACGCAGAACCGGAAAGUUAAUGAAAUGAGGGACAAACACUUUCUAAUAGUAAUUCCUUCUAAAACAAAAAAUUGAAAACGAUUUAACAAACGAUCAGAAAUAUAAUUAUAAUCGUGAAUUAGCAUUUAGUAAUUGUAAUUGUAAUUGAUUCGAAAGUAAUGCAAAAUGCUUCUCUAUAUGUAAUUAUGAUAAUUAAUUUUAAAUAGCUCAACUAGCUGCGCUAUUAACUAACUAAUUAAUAACUUACUUAACUUACAAAAUAUAAUUGUUCAAUGUAGCCGCCUCCCCGCCCCCACUUUUUGGCUCCUCUCUUUUCAUUUCACAUCCUUUUACAAUUUUAUUUUGAAUCAAUUCAAUUA
Messenger RNA from Drosophila willistoni, 4188 nucleotides. Its product is annotated as basic proline-rich protein. The transcript is spliced from 3 exons. Gene Ontology annotation, molecular function: transcription coactivator activity. The coding region runs from base 527 to 3493 and encodes 988 amino acids. The record is from RefSeq and is a predicted model, not a curated record. Gene Ontology annotation, biological process: positive regulation of transcription by RNA polymerase II. Gene Ontology annotation, cellular component: nucleus. NCBI's taxonomy places the organism in Eukaryota, Metazoa, Arthropoda, Insecta, Diptera, Drosophilidae.